Molecule: messenger RNA, 1982 nt
Organism: Protopterus annectens (West African lungfish)
Lineage: Eukaryota; Metazoa; Chordata; Ceratodontiformes; Protopteridae
Gene: MAEA
Product: macrophage erythroblast attacher, E3 ubiquitin ligase
Exons: 10
Coding region: 101-1291 (396 amino acids)
Biological process (GO): proteasome-mediated ubiquitin-dependent protein catabolic process
Cellular component (GO): GID complex; nucleus; cytoplasm
Molecular function (GO): ubiquitin protein ligase activity; protein binding
Source: RefSeq, a predicted model, not a curated record
CGGUUGGCUACGCAGAUGACAGAGAAUUUGAGGAUUUGGGCUAAUACCCACGAUGCACUGCACUGUUUGCAUUCAAUGAUGGUUGUUCCGUAAUUCCAAGAUGGCGGUACAGGAAUCAGCUGCUCAACUUUCAAUGGCUCUCAAGGUUCAAGAAUAUCCAACUUUGAAGGUGCCCUAUGAAACUUUGAACAAACGCUUCAGAGCGGCUCAGAAGAAUAUAGAUCGAGAGACAAGUCAUGUAACUAUGGUGGUGGCUGAACUAGAAAAAACUUUAAACAACUGCCCAGCAGUAGAUUCUGUUGUAAGCCUUCUUGAUGGGGUUGUGGAGAAACUUAGUGUGCUGAAAAGAAAGGCAGUUGAGUCAAUACAAGCUGAAGAUGAGAGUGCAAAACUCUGCAAAAGGAGAAUUGAUCAUUUGAAGGAACACAGCACUGAUCAGCCAGCUUCUGUGAACAUGUGGAAAAAGAAACGUAUGGAUCGAAUGAUGGUAGAGCACCUUUUGCGUUGUGGUUACUAUAAUACAGCUGUAAAGCUAGCCAGGCAGAGUGGGAUAGAGGACUUGGUAAAUAUCGAGAUGUUCCUUACAGCUAAGGAAGUUGAAGAAUCUUUAGAAAGGCAAGAGACUGCUACUUGUUUGGCUUGGUGUCAUGACAACAAAUCCAGGCUUAGAAAAAUGAAGAGUUGUCUGGAAUUCAGCCUGCGGAUUCAAGAAUUUAUAGAACUCAUCCGUCAGAACAAAAGACUGGAUGCUGUCAGACAUGCAAGGAAGCACUUUAGUCAGGCUGAAGGUUGUCAACUGGAGGAAGUGCGACAAGUGAUGGGGAUGUUGGCCUUUCCUUCAGAUACUCACAUCUCUCCUUACAAGGAUCUCUUGGACCCAGCUCGAUGGAAAAUGUUAAUUCAGCAAUUCCGGUACGAUAACUACAGGCUUCACCAACUUGGGAAUAGCUCUGUGUUUACUAUUACUCUACAGGCUGGUCUUUCAGCUAUAAAGACACCACAGUGUUAUAAAGAGGAUGGUGGUUCAAAAAACCCUGACUGUCCAGUUUGCAGCAAGUCUCUGAACAAGCUUGCUGAGCCUUUGCCUAUGGCACACUGUGCCAACUCACGUCUGGUCUGCAAAAUUUCAGGAGAAGUAAUGAAUGAAAAUAAUCCUCCCAUGAUGCUGCCAAAUGGAUAUGUUUAUGGCUAUAAUUCUUUGCUUUCUAUUCGUCAAGAUGAUAAAGUUGUCUGCCCCAGAACCAAAGAAGUUUUCAACUUUUCACAAGCCGAAAAAGUCUACAUUAUGUAGAUACACAUACCAAGAUAAGGGGCAAAAAGGAAUCUGAAUAAGAAAGUACAUAACAGCAUGCCCUGUGAUGGUGGUCUGCUGUCUGGCAAAAGAGCAAUGGCCUGUGUGGAAAACCAGACCUUUGUGAUGGUAGCAUAUACAUAUUUCUGGUGACCAAAGAUCAAAAUGUAACCUUAACUGAAUGAAAGUAAGGAGGAUUUAAAAAGUGUGUACCUGAAACUGAUUUUUCAUUGUGGGGGAUUUGUAGAGCUGUAACGUUUUUGGAGAGAACUUUGACAAAAGAAAAAGCAGUAACCUUUACAUUAACCAUGCACAUAGGACUUGGAUUCAUUAUUGCUGCUGCCUUACUUUUUUGCCUUGGGGGGUGAUGUACAUCACUUGAAGAACUGCAGGUAUAUUUUAGUUUAAAAAUGUUGCUUCCAUUGGGGUGUGGAGUAUGGUAACCUUGCAUUAAUUUUAAGGUUUGCAAAUUAAACAUUAACUGGAGCUUGAAAAGUUCUGUUUUAGCAGUCUUAUACUAUAUGGAAUCCUCAUGACGUUUAAAAGGACCAUGCUUUAGUUUAAACAGUCUAGUAUUGGAAUAAUAGAAUUUUGUAUUAGUGUUUAUGCAUGUCAGUGUUUAUUAGUCAACAUAAGCAAUUAUAAAUGCAAAAGCCCUGCAAGGGUUGUUAAUAAAAAAUACCAUUUUCAA